CGCCGGCCGCGCGCCAUGGACGAAACACGAGUUCGCGACCGCGCGCCUCUCACCGUGAUAGUGGCACCAAGCCAUGUAUCGCCACCAAGACUAUCUCCAGCAGACCUUCUCCCCGACGGUGAUGCAGCUUUCCAUCCGCUAUCAGCCGUCAACGGUCGACUCACACCCCCAGGACUCGAGCCAGCGUCGUACGCCACACUAACGCCGUUGCUACCUUUACCUCCGAUCAGCACAGUUUCAGACAAAUUUGCAUACCAUGCGGGAGGCACAUUUACCGUCAUCCAACAACAACAAUCAUAUGCUUCUCUAUCACCCGCGCCAUAUAAUGAACCUUUGUCUCCACAAUCGGCAUAUAGCAGACGGAGUGCGUCCCCGAAUUCAUUUGAAAGGCGGUCCCCCACCCCUCCGUUGCCGAGCCCGGGCUUGGACCUGAAUGCGGCUCUCCUAGCGAGGGAGGAACAAGCCCAACAACAGUCUCAGAAUGAUACGGAGGAGAUUAAUACAAAAGAGCUAGCUCAAAGGAUAAGUGGAGAGUUGAAGAGGUAUUCUAUCCCUCAGGCGAUAUUCGCGCAGAGGGUGCUUUGUCGGUCGCAGGGGACGCUAAGUGAUCUGCUACGAAACCCUAAGCCAUGGUCAAAGCUCAAGUCUGGCAGGGAGACGUUUAGGCGAAUGUGGAAAUGGCUACAAGAGCCCGAAUUUCAAAGAAUGUCAGCGUUAAGGCUAGCAGCGGCCCAGAUCCCGCAGAGAGGCAGUUGCAAACGCAAGGAGGAUAUGGGUUCGGAUAUUCUGCCUUCCCCGAAGAAGCCGCGUUUGGUUUUCACAGACCUCCAGCGGCGUACUCUGCAAGCUAUUUUUAAGGAAACAAAGAGGCCGUCAAAAGAAAUGCAAGUGACGAUAGCGAGGCAACUCGGCUUAGAACCGACGACAGUUGGUAACUUCUUCAUGAAUGCGCGCAGAAGAUCAAUGGACAAAUGGAAAGACGAUGACGCUCCAUCCACGGAACUGGAUCAGCAAUGCGAGGCCCAGGAUCUAGACCACAUGCCGAGUCUAGACUCAGCGGAGUCGGAGGAAGAUCACGACGACCACGACGACCAUCUUUUGUGACGCCCUAUCCCCCAGCAGCAUUUGUUAGUGCUAUGAGAAGAAACAGGAGUUGUCGCAAAUUUCGAAUGUUCAAGCUAUAUGUGUUGAGAUACAUAUUAAUUUACAACUUUUAUUGAU
Messenger RNA from Nymphalis io (European peacock), 1221 nucleotides. It is a transcript of the gene onecut, whose product is annotated as hepatocyte nuclear factor 6. The transcript is spliced from 4 exons. Gene Ontology annotation, cellular component: nucleus. Gene Ontology annotation, molecular function: DNA-binding transcription factor activity, RNA polymerase II-specific; RNA polymerase II cis-regulatory region sequence-specific DNA binding. Bases 16 to 1104 code for a protein of 362 amino acids. NCBI's taxonomy places the organism in Eukaryota, Metazoa, Arthropoda, Insecta, Lepidoptera, Nymphalidae. Gene Ontology annotation, biological process: regulation of transcription by RNA polymerase II. The record is from RefSeq and is a predicted model, not a curated record.